Messenger RNA from Nelumbo nucifera (sacred lotus), 2132 nucleotides. Its product is annotated as BTB/POZ domain and ankyrin repeat-containing protein NBCL-like. NCBI's taxonomy places the organism in Eukaryota, Viridiplantae, Streptophyta, Magnoliopsida, Proteales, Nelumbonaceae. The record is from RefSeq and is a predicted model, not a curated record. Gene Ontology annotation, molecular function: transcription cis-regulatory region binding; protein binding. Gene Ontology annotation, cellular component: nucleus. Gene Ontology annotation, biological process: induced systemic resistance, jasmonic acid mediated signaling pathway; regulation of DNA-templated transcription; plant organ development.
ACAGCCACCCAAAUUGCUCUCUCUCUCUCUCUCUCUCGCACAGAAAAAAUCUCAAAAACACCACUACACCAUCGAGAGAUUCUCAGAAGAAACAACCGUUCGUGAGAGAAGAAAGAAGAAGAAAGAUGAAGAGACGCUUUCCUCUCCUCCCACUUCUUCAUCUCUAUAUUAUCCUCAGCCGCUUCUUCCUAAUCUACACCCAGUAAGCAGCCAAUAAAAGUUACUCCAAACCCAUCUCCCAAAAACCUUUUCUUUUUUUUUUUCAGCUACCCCAAACCAUGAACCUAGAGGACUCUUUCAAGUCUCUCUCGCUUGAUUACCUCAACCUCCUCAUCAACGGCCAAGCCUUCAGUGAUGUAACCUUCAGCGUUGAGGGUCGUCUUGUUCAUGCACAUCGGUGCAUCUUGGCAGCCAGGAGCCUCUUCUUUCGCAAGUUCUUCUGCGGGCCUGACCCGCCGGCAGGUCUCGACUCGGUAGGAUCACGAAUGAACUCCGCAUCGUUGGCCACCUCACCCAGAGGAGGGAAUUCUCAGGUGAUCCCUGUGAGUUCCGUUGGUUAUGAGGUGUUCUUGUUGUUGUUGCAGUUCUUAUACAGUGGACAGGUCUCAAUUGUGCCUCAGAAGCAUGAACCAAGGCCUAAUUGUGGGGAGAGGGGUUGCUGGCACACCCAUUGCACCUCAGCCGUUGAUCUUGCUCUUGAUACGCUCGCUGCCGCUCGAUAUUUCGGAGUCGAGCAGCUCGCAUUGCUCACUCAGAAGCAAUUGGCAAGCAUGGUAGAGAAGGCAUCAAUAGAGGACGUAAUGAAAGUUCUAAUAGCUUCAAGAAAACAAGACAUGCACCAGCUCUGGACUACUUGUUCCCACCUCGUUGCAAAAUCUGGUCUUCCACCUGAAGUACUUGCCAAGCACCUACCAAUUGAUGUUGUAGCCAAGAUUGAAGAGCUCCGCCUCAAAUCUUCCUUCCAUCGCCGCUCUCUCAUUCCUCACCACCAUCACCACCACCACCACGACCUUGGAGCUGCAGCCGAUCUCGAAGACCAGAAGAUCCGACGCAUGCGCCGUGCCCUCGACUCAUCCGAUGUCGAGCUAGUCAAGCUCAUGGUCAUGGGGGAAGGUCUGAAUCUUGAUGAAGCCCUCGCCUUGCACUACGCAGUGGAGAAUUGUAGCCGUGAGGUUGUCAAAGCCUUGUUAGAGCUUGGUGCGGCUGAUGUCAACUACCCAGCUGGCCCAGCCGGAAAGACUCCUCUUCACGUUGCAGCUGAAAUGGUGUGCCCAGAUAUGGUAGCCGUCUUACUCGACCACCAUGCCGAUCCCAAUGUUCGAACAGUGGAUGGGGUGACGCCGCUCGACGUUCUCCGGCAACUCACCUCUGACUUCCUCUUCAAAGGGGCAGUCCCUGGGUUAGCCCACGUAGAGCCCAACAAACUGAGACUCUGUCUGGAGCUUGUUCAAUCGGCGGCUCUCGUACUCUCCCGGGAAGAAGGCAGUGGAAAUCCUCCCUCCUCCACUCCCAUUUAUCCACCGAUGAAUAACGAUCUUAAUAGCAACAACAGCAAUAACAACAUGGUUAGCCUAAGUCUUGAUUCGAGGAUGGUUUAUCUCAAUCUCGGAGCCGCGGCCGCGGGUCAGUUGGGUUGUAGAAUGGACGGGGAAGAUAAUGGACACAGUAACCAGAGAGAAGCCAUGAACCGACAUGGGUCACAAGCUGGCUGUGACCCAUCAAUGUAUCACUCUCAUGACUUCUAGCAAAUUAUAUAAGCAUCCGUGAAUCGGCAAGACAAUCCAAGUCAAUUAAAACUUAUGGAGAUUAUUAGAGAUUACUAUCCUCUCUUUGCCAUUUCUCUCUGUCUCUCCCUCCUCUUAAUCUUUUCUCUCUCUCUCUCUCUCUCUCUCUGCUCUUUUUCUCUUCUCUGUGGCCUGUGGGUGUCUUUCAUUUUUGUAGGGUUUUGGUGAUCAUAUGCAGUGCAGUGCCUCUGGACAUGGAUUUUUCUCGUGGGAGAAGACAACGGGAAUCUAAGUUUGCUCUGAGUAAUGGGAGGAGAUGCAGGUCAAUCUUUUCAACCCGGCCUGUCAACUCCUUUUGUAUUUAUUAUUAUCUAUUAUAUCAUGGGCUAUUUAUUGUGACUUUUUAUU